Messenger RNA from Naegleria lovaniensis, 1038 nucleotides. RefSeq lists its product as uncharacterized. NCBI's taxonomy places the organism in Eukaryota, Heterolobosea, Eutetramitea, Acrasida, Naegleriidae. The record is from RefSeq and is a predicted model, not a curated record. The transcript has a single exon. Bases 1 to 1038 code for a protein of 345 amino acids.
AUGCACAACAGCGCUUGGGAGGCUAUCAUUCAUUUCUUCACCGCCGCUACAGACAAUAACCAUCAUUCAACAAGUCGAGUCUUACGGCCAUUUCUAUGUGUUUUCUUCAUUCUAUUAUGUGUACUUUGUUUUAAUAUUACACAAGUUUGGAAUAAGAGAAAAGAUGACAUGUCUUCAACAACUUCCGAAGGUUUGCUUCCGAGCAUUCAUUCACAACACGUAACAGUCGAAUAUUUACAAAAGGAAAUUGAAAGACUGAAAGAAUCGUUGGGUAGUAGUGUUGUGCUGAAUCAUUAUCAGCCGCCAAAGGUUCCUCUAAUUUUUAACAAGUUUGUCAUGUGGAAAAAACAGUCCGAGAUGCCACAUGUCAGCGAAGAAGGACCAACGAUUCUGGAAAGCGAUUAUCAAUGCACGAAAUAUAGAAUUGACUUGUCUAGAAAAAUAACAGAGUUUACCUCUUGCCGUUUAGAAAAUAUUUGCAUCAAUCGAAAGGGAGAAUGGCUGAUAUUCACACAUUCCAAAAAAGCACAAGAAUUAUCUGGAAAAGCAUGGGUCUAUACCAAUAGUUAUUAUUUUGGAAGCGAAAAUCAAAUGAUACGUGUUCAUGUAUUACCACCACCUGCUGAGGUGAUUAUCAAGAAUUCUACCACAAUAUUGUUUGAAACAAGUCGGCAUGAAAAAAUUUCACACAAAUUAGAAGGAAAUAUUACUUUAUCCAGUUCAUUUAAAUGGAUUUCAAAACCUACCUUCGCAACCUCAAGACAUGAAUCAGGAAAUAUUGGUCAUGCACUUUUAGAUAAUUUUAUUUUACUAUUUAACUUGAUGCUCAACUUUGGUUAUAUGAAUUCAGAUAGCCAUGUCUUAUUUAUGGACAAUUUAUUUGAACGUUUGGUUCAAAAUGAUCCUGUCAUUCUGGCACAACAGUUACAGAAAGGGGAACGUGCAACAAACAUGUCACUGGCAUGGGCUGGACUGCUUUCAUCCAAUCCUCCUCUUCAAAAGUGUGCUAAUCCACAAAUUGGAAAUACAUUGGACUAG